AUGCUAGAAUGUGAUAUACUUACAGCAAAUGCUAAACUUACUGAGCAAGGCAGACUCGAUAAAAAGACAUUUAUUAAUUAUUAUCAAAAACUACAUCCACAUGAUGAAACAGACAUAGGACAACUUUUUGAUCGAAUUGAUGUCAACGAUGAUGGUACAAUUGAUUUCAAUGAACUUCUUGUAUUAAUUGCCAUUAGAAAAAAAUUCGGCAAUUUAGAACAAAGACUUGCAUUUGUAUUUGAUUUAUGGGAUGAUUCAGAAGAUGGACAAAUCGAUCGAAAAGAACUAACUAAUUUAAUAUCAGCUAUGUACUACCGUGCUGGUAUUAGUGAUCAAAAAGGUGAAUGGGAUCCCAAAAAACGUGCUAAAGAAAUCAUUGCUAAACUAGACAUUAGUGGUGAUAAGAAACUAAGUAAACAAGAAUUCGUUAACGGAUGUAUGAAUGAUCCAGUUACUUGUGGUCUAUUAGUUCCACGUUGUUAA
This is a messenger RNA of Rotaria sp. Silwood2, 483 nucleotides long. NCBI's taxonomy places the organism in Eukaryota, Metazoa, Rotifera, Eurotatoria, Philodinida, Philodinidae. The record is from the annotation of a GenBank genome assembly.